AUGGACGAUUACACCAGAGAAAUGAUGGACCUCAAGACCCUUGUCACUCGAACCCUAGAGAAGAAAGGGGUCCUCGCCAAGAUCCGGGCUGAAUUGAGGGCAAGUGUUUUCGAAGCAAUCGAAGAGGAGGACCGGGCAAUUGAAAAAGAUGAAGGUUUGCCCCCUGCACUGUUGGGUAGCUGCAAUGAUCGAGCCAAGCAACUUCAUAAUUCUCCGUCAGGAAGAUUACUAACUGCCCUGAUCUGUGAAUACUUGGAUUGGGCUUCACUUAGCCACACAUUAAAAGUGUACUUGCCUGAGUGUAAUCUGGCAAAGGACUCGUGGAAGGCUGAACUGAAGGAAUUCAGUAACAAGAAUGGAUAUGAUUUGAACAGAAAUGAAAACAGUGGUCCUCUGCUUCUAGAUGUUCUUGAAGGAUUCUUGAAGUAUGAGAAUUUGGCUCAAGCAAGGGGUCCAGCCAGAAGACCAACCACAGCAGAUGCAGAAUCCCUAUCCGGCCUUGAGGGUAGAAAUAGUAGGAGACCUUCUUCCUCAUCUGUAGCCGGGGGAUUACCUCCUCUUGGAAGGCCAAUUUCUACUUCACAGACAUCUGAUAGGAGAGCUGGGUCCUCUAUGUCGGGAUACAGGAAAGAUGAUUAUAAUUGGAGAUAUGAUGGCGAUGAGCUUCCAGAAGAGGUGGUUAGAGCAUCUGCUGCCUUAGAGAACCUUCAGUUGGAUAGGAAAGCUCGGAACCUCACUUCAUCCUGGAGGCGCGCAGGUGAUGGGAGUUCUGAUGAUGUGGAAGGGUAG
Messenger RNA from Oldenlandia corymbosa var. corymbosa, 789 nucleotides. The record is from the annotation of a GenBank genome assembly. NCBI's taxonomy places the organism in Eukaryota, Viridiplantae, Streptophyta, Magnoliopsida, Gentianales, Rubiaceae.